AUGAAAAAUCUUUUGAAGUUUGCUAUUUGCGAUGCUCCAUUUCGUUUUUAUGAUGAAAUUUUCAUUCAGCGUGAAGAAGUGGCUAUGGGUGAUGUACUUGGACCUAUACUUGCUGAACUGUUCAUGCAGAAGGAAGACGAAAAGAUUCAUAAUUGGACUGGUAUUAAACCUGUUCUGUACAAGCGUUAUGUGGAUGAUAUUUUUUGUGUUUUUAAUGAAGAUCAGGAUGUGGAUAUGUUUUUCAACUACCUCAACACACAAUUACAUUCAAAUUUAAGAUUUACAGUGAAAAAUGAGAGAAAUGAUCAGUUAAAUUAUUUAGAUGUCUUAGUUAUUCGAAAAAUUAGUGAAAAGAAAUAUGAAACUACGAUUUACAGGAAGCCAAUGGACACUGGUUUAUACAUGUUGUACGAGUCUAAUCAGUGCAGGAUAUAUAAACUUGGUUUGAUUAGGACAUUGGCAAUCAGAAUAUUACGGAUUUGUUCUAGUAAUGAAUUUGUCAAGAUUGAAUUGAAAAAACUAAGACAGUUAAUGAUCAUUAACGGUUAUCCGAAUAAUAUUAUAAGAAGGGGUAUCAGAGAAGCUCAAAUCAUUGUACAUCGCUUGAUGACGAAUCAACUACGGCCGAAUCCUUCAGUUAAGAUGAAGUCUGUGUUUUUCGCGUUACCUUAUUAUGGUCGAGAAACAUUGAUACUUGGUCAAAGAAUCAAGAAAUUAGCUCGUCAGCUUAUGGUAACUGUUGAUAUGAAAAUAGCGUAUAGGAAAACACUCACUCUCCAAAAUGUUUUCCUAUCUUUGCAAAAAGGUUUAGAUGUAACGGAAAAAGAGAAAAAUCUUGUUUAUUCCACACCUUGUAUGGACUGUGAUUACAAAUAUUACGGACAUACUGCACGGGAUUGGUCCAUAAGAAUCAAUGAACAUCGUGAUAAAGUUAGACUUCAUUCGUCUGACUCGAAAAUUGUUCAACAUGUUGAGCAGUUAGGACAUACGAUGGAUUUUAAGAAUGCAAAAGUUGAAGCCUUUGAAACUAGCUAUCGUAAGAGAGUAAUUAAAGAGGCAUUGUUUUCUCAAAUUUCGAAAGGAAAAUUUAUGAACAAAGUUAAUCAUGAUUUGAAUGUGUUUGGAUAG
Didymodactylos carnosus is the source of this 1128-nucleotide messenger RNA. The record is from the annotation of a GenBank genome assembly. NCBI's taxonomy places the organism in Eukaryota, Metazoa, Rotifera, Eurotatoria, Philodinida, Philodinidae.